AUGGGCAAGCCGUCGCUGAAGAAGAAGAGGGCCUCCGGCGGCGGCGGCAAGUCCGGCGACCACGGGGGCAAGCCGGCGUCGCUGGAGCGGUCCGGCUCCAAGGUCCUCGACGGCGACGAGACCCUCUUCACGGACAUGGCGCAGGAGCACAAGGAGGAGGGCAACAAGCUCUUCCAGCGCCGGGACUACGACCGCGCGCUGCUCAACUACGACAAGGCCAUCAAGCUGCUGCCCCGGGCGCACCCCGACGUCGCCUACCUCCACAGCAACAUCGCCGCCUGCUACAUGCAGAUGAGCCCGCCCGACUACUACCGCGCCAUCAACGAGUGCAACGUCGCGCUCGAGACGUCGUCCAAGUACAUCAAGGCGCUGCUCAAGCGGGCGCGCUGCUUCGAGGCGCUGGGCAGGCUCGACCUCGCCUGCAGGGACGUCAACAAGGUGCUGGCUCUGGAACCCAACAACCUCACUGCGCUGGAUGUAGCCGACAGGGUGAAGAAGGCCAUGGAGGAGAAGGGGAUUGUGUUGGACGACAAGGAGAUCAUGCCCACGCCUGAGGAGGUGGUGGCCGCUGCGCCCAAGCAGAAGCCGCGCAAGAAAAGGGGAGGACGGAAGUUUGCUGCCAAGGCUGCGGCUGCUGCUGUGGAGGAGGUCGAGGAACAGAAGAUUGCGGAAGCUGUCAAAGAGGAGGAAGUGGAGGAGCAGCCAAGGCAGGUGAAACUUGUGUUUGGGGAGGACAUAAGGUGGGCUCAGGUGCCGGCGAGCUGCAGCAUGGCACAGCUGCGCGAGGCCGUCCGGAGCAAGUUUCCUGGGCUCAAGGCUGUUCUUGUCAAGUACAAGGACAAGGAGGGUGAUCUUGUGACAAUCACCAACCAGGAUGAGCUGAAAUGGGCUGAGGACUUGGCUGAGGCUGGGAGCUCACUUCGGCUGUAUGUUACUGAGGCCAAUCCAGAGCAUGAACCUUAUGUUGAUGACACUAAUAGUGGGCCAUUGGAGAGAAAUGUAAACAGCGCUUCAGAUAAUGGGAGUAUCAGAAGCAAUCGGCAGGAUGAGGACAGGAGCACGGUGACUUGUAUUGAUGAUUGGAUUGUGCAAUUCGCUCGGCUUUUCAAGAACCAUGUUGGGAUUAGCUCUGAUGAGUACCUGGACCUCCAUGAGGUUAGUAUGAAGCUCUACACUGAGGCAAUCGAGGACACUAUUACUACUGAAGAAGCCCAGGAGGUGUUUAAUCUUGCUGAGGGAAACUUCCAGGAGAUGGCAGCACUUGCAUUUUUCCACUGGGGUAAUGUUCACAUGUCCCGGGCCAGGAAGAGGUUGCUGCUAUCAGGAGACUCCCCAAGAGAAUUGGUGCUUGAGCAGGUGAAGGAAGCAUAUGAAUGGGCAAGGGACGAAUACAAUAAGGCUGGAAAGAGAUAUGAAGAUGCCGUGAAGGCCAAGCCAAACUUUUUUGAAGGUUUCCUUGCACUUGCACAUCAGCAGUUUGAACAAGCAAAACUGUCAUGGUACUAUGCAAUUGGUAGUAACGCAGAUUUGGACAGCUGUUCUUCCGAAAUCCUGGAGCUCUUCAAUAAAGCCGAGGAUAACAUUGAGAAGGGUAUAGAGAUGUGGGAGUUAAUGGAAGAACAGCGUCUGAAGAAUCGAUCUAAACCUAGCCAGGAGAAUGUUGUGCUAGAGAAGAUGGGCUUCGAGGAGUUUAUCAAGGAUGUAUCCACUGAUGAUGCGGCUGAACAGGCUUCCAAUUUAAGGUCUCAGAUAAACAUUUUAUGGGGUAUGCUCCUUUAUGAGCGUUCAGUUGUGGAAUUUAAAUUAGGUCUUCCAAUGUGGGAGGAUUGUCUAAUGGCUGCUAUUGAAAAGUUUAAACUUGGGGGAGCUUCUGCCACAGAUAUUGCUGUGCUGGUGAAAAACCACUGCGCCAAUGAAACUGCCCAAGAUGGUUUGGGCUUCAAGAUUGAUGAAAUUGUUCAAGCUUGGAAUGAAAUGUAUGACAUUAAACGGUGGCUGCGUGGUGUUCCAUCCUUUCGCCUUGAGCCAUUAUUUAGGCGAAGAGUUCCACAAUUGCAUACUGCACUUGAACGUAUAUAG
Molecule: messenger RNA, 2079 nt
Organism: Miscanthus lutarioriparius
Lineage: Eukaryota; Viridiplantae; Streptophyta; Magnoliopsida; Poales; Poaceae
Source: the annotation of a GenBank genome assembly